Molecule: messenger RNA, 2043 nt
Organism: Malaclemys terrapin pileata
Lineage: Eukaryota; Metazoa; Chordata; Testudines; Emydidae
Gene: CELF6
Product: CUGBP Elav-like family member 6
Exons: 13
Coding region: 21-1397 (458 amino acids)
Biological process (GO): regulation of alternative mRNA splicing, via spliceosome; mRNA splice site recognition
Cellular component (GO): ribonucleoprotein complex; nucleus; cytoplasm
Molecular function (GO): mRNA binding
Source: RefSeq, a predicted model, not a curated record
CCGCGGACAGCGCCGCCAGGAUGAACGGACUGAGUCCCGGCCCGGCCGGCAUCGCCAUGAAGGACCACGAUGCCAUCAAGCUGUUCGUGGGGCAGAUCCCCCGCAACCUGGAGGAGGGGGACCUCAAGCCCCUCUUCGAGGAGUUCGGCAAGAUCUACGAGCUCACGGUGCUGAAGGACAGGUUCACCGGCAUGCACAAAGGCUGUGCCUUCCUCACAUACUGUGCCCGGGACUCUGCUCUGAAAGCCCAGAGUGCGCUGCAUGAGCAGAAGACGUUACCUGGGAUGAAUCGCCCCAUCCAGGUGAAGCCGGCGGACAGCGAGGGCCGAGGAGAAGACAGGAAGCUCUUUGUGGGGAUGCUGGGGAAGCAGCAGAGCGAAGACGAUGUCAGGCGGCUGUUUGAACCCUUUGGCCAGAUCGAAGAGUGCACCAUCCUCAGAGGGCCCGACGGAGCCAGCAAAGGAUGUGCCUUUGUAAAAUACGGGAGCCAUGGGGAGGCCCAGGCAGCCAUCAACAGCCUGCACGGCAGCCAGACCAUGCCGGGAGCCUCCUCCAGCCUGGUGGUGAAGUUUGCAGACACAGACAAGGAAAGGACUUUGAGGCGGAUGCAUCAGAUGGCAGGACAACUGGGAAUCUUCAACCCGAUGACCAUCCAGUUUGGAGCAUAUGGGGCAUAUACGCAAGCGAUAAUGCAGCAGCAGGCAGCCCUGAUGGCUGCAGCACAAGGGACCUGCUUGAACCCCAUGGCAGCCAUCGCCGCAGCCCAAAUGCAGCAGAUGGCGGCCUUUAACGUCAGCGGACUAGUUGCUGCUCCUAUGACCCCCUCAUCAGGUACAAGCACACCUCCAGGGAUCAGCACAGCGCCCGUCCCCAGCAUAGCCACGCCCAUUGGGGUGAAUGGGUUCAGCCCCCUCCCACCACAGACCAAUGGGCAGCCAGCAUCCGAGACCAUUUACACCAAUGGAAUCCAUCCGUACCCAGCUCAAAGUCCCACUGUGGCAGAUCCCCUCCAACAAGCCUACGCAGGCAUGCAGCACUAUGCAGCAGCAUACCCAGCAGCCUAUGCACCUAUCAGCCAGGCCUUUCCCCAGCAAGCGCCCAUCAUUCCACAGCAGCAGAGAGAAGGUCCCGAAGGAUGUAACCUGUUUAUUUAUCACCUGCCCCAGGAGUUCGGAGAUGCGGAGCUCAUGCAGAUGUUUUUGCCUUUUGGCAAUGUCAUCUCUGCCAAAGUCUUUGUUGAUCGUGCCACCAACCAAAGUAAAUGCUUUGGUUUCGUCAGUUUUGACAAUCCAACUAGUGCUCAGGCAGCCAUUCAGGCCAUGAACGGCUUCCAGAUCGGCAUGAAGAGGCUAAAGGUCCAACUAAAGCGGCCAAAAGAUGCCAACAGACCCUACUGACCCCUGCUCACCCUGGCCCUGCAAACAGGUUGGAUGCCCUGCAGCGUAUGAAGAGUAUUCUCCCUUUUCCCAAGUGCAGUAUCCAAACUUGUAACUCUCUUUCUUUGCAACAUAUCAUGGAGGAGGUGGAAGCGAAGGAGGAGAAGAAAUGCUGGCGAAAAAGAGAGCCAUUGUGGUUGUAUCUUCUUUUUAUUUUUUAAUUUUUGAAUCAGUUUUGUUUGUUUCUUAACAAGAAAGAAAAAGACACAGUGAUGUUGGAGAAAAGACAAACAGGUGCAGAUAUUUGCUGAAUCAGACUAUGAAACGGUGGCUGCUGGAGAAGACUUUGAAUUCCUCGCAAGGAGAGAGGUGGGAUUCUUGGAAGGAAAAACAAACCAAUCUAGGAUUAAGAGCUAGGACAGCUCAUUCAUGAGGAUGAACCCUACCUUUUUAAAGCACUCAUUUGCUGCUACAAGUUUCAAAGGAGGAACUAGGAAAGAGGAUCCAAAUGGAUAUAAACCAAAGCCAGUGGGAUUGGACCAGGCGUGUAUGUUUCACCUGGAUAACGUUUUGUUUUAAAAGGGAAAGAGAAAUUGAUUUUUUCCAUAUCUGGCUGGAAAAAAAGAAAUCAAAGGCUAAGCGCAUGUUGGACUUAUAGAAGAGAUAU